Messenger RNA from Colossoma macropomum (tambaqui), 4716 nucleotides. RefSeq names its product NEDD4 like E3 ubiquitin protein ligase (gene nedd4l). Gene Ontology annotation, molecular function: ubiquitin-protein transferase activity; sodium channel inhibitor activity; protein binding. Gene Ontology annotation, biological process: regulation of dendrite morphogenesis. NCBI's taxonomy places the organism in Eukaryota, Metazoa, Chordata, Actinopteri, Characiformes, Serrasalmidae. The record is from RefSeq and is a predicted model, not a curated record.
GUUGGGAGUUUGUGGGCUGAAGUUUUCAGCCUGCUGGCAGUACCUCUCUUGUUACUGUGUGUAGCGAGACGCUGCUCUCUCUCUUUCUCUCUCUCUCUCUCUCUCUCUCUCUCUCUCUCUCUCUCUCUCUCUCUCUCUCUCUCUCUCUCUCUCUCUCGCAUAAGUGAGGGAAAAGCAGUGGAGAGGGGGAAAUCGUGUGGGUGAGCGAGAGCAGAAGCGAUCAGACACACUUUUAAAAGGGUUAGGCGAGACAGAGCCGGCAGGAGCAGACUGAGACGGAGCGGGGGAAAGACGUGAGAAUACAGUUCAGUUCGGUUCAGGUUUAUUUACACAGCAUUUUUACUACAGACGUUGUUCCAAAGUGGCUUUCCAGAAAUCCAGGUCCGGAUUCAUAACAAUCAAGUGACUGUGACAGAAACAACUAGAGCAUGAGGAGCAAACACUAAGAACCAAGACUCGACAGCGCAACCCAUCCUCCUCAGGGCUACGCCGGAUAGCAGAAUUCCACCCGGUAGAAUGUCUCACCGGCUGCGCCUGUACUUCAGUUCCGGCCGCAGCAACACGGCUCCCGAGCUGCAGGAGCUGGACGAGGAUGAAAACGGGAUUGCUGAUGCUAAUGAAAGACAUUGUAGCAGUUCUGGCGCAGGCACCAUGCUGUUCCGCAUGGGGCCAAGGAGUCUAGCACUAGAAGAAGAGGGUGCUCCCGGCCCAGCUGGGGUUUCUGACGCUUUGCUGAAACGCAGCUCAUCUAUGUUCAUCCCACAGCUCCAGAGCCAAGCGGAACCGCGUCCCACCAAGAGCUCAUCCAUGCAGAUAUCCCUCCAGCGCUCGGCUACAUCCCAGGAAGAUGGACAGCCCACGGAUUCACCUCCAGGUUAUCCCCAGGAUCCAGCUCCGGCCUACACAGAGCCUGGGGAAGGAUGGGCCAACCCUCCACCUCCUGCUUACUACAGAAGAGAGAGUCCACCUAACCUGAUAGUGGACCAGACAAGCCACGGCACCGAGCCUGGCCAUCCCAAGAGAAGAGUCUUCUGUGUUAGGCCUUAUGAUGUUCAGAAAACACACUCCACUGUUGGAAUUCCCAAUGGAGGGCCUCCAGGAAGCUGCAUUGGUGGAUUUUGUAUCCAGCAAAAUGCAUUUACAAAUGGCUCAGAUGUCCAGCAGUUCACGAUAGUGCCCUAUGCUCCAGAGGGCCAAAACGGUGCCUGCCGCUGGUCCGUCCAGCCAACCACCGACGGCACUUCUGGUACCCGAAGAUUCGUCUUCCAGCUUCAACAAGACAGAGGAAUGUCUAUGAAUGCCAACAGCCAGAGAGAGGUGACCAGUCCCAGCCUCACUGGCUCUAAAAACUGCCGUGAAGGACGUUACCCCCGAAUUCGACUGGAGAGGAGCACAUCUCAGCCCAUACAACCUAGAACAGUCCCUUCACGUCCUGGAUCCAUGCCUGACCUUCACGCUCCCAUAUCAGAAAUGGAGACAGCGAGCGAAGUGGUUGAGGAUGGUUCCCAAAGCUGCACAUUUAAGAUCAGAAAAGAACAGAACCCAAGGCAGCCUAAGUUUAAGAUCUAUUUCAGUCAAGGAGGCAACCACAGGUCUAACUCGGUGCAGGAUAUUAGCCCUGGAAAGGGGCAUAACUGGAACAGCCCACAGACCAGAGAUGACUUCCUUGGACAGGUGGACGUUCCUCUUAGUCAUCUGCCGACAGAGGAUCCAGCGAUGGAGCGGCCGUAUACGUUUAAAGACUUCCUGCUGCGCCCUAGAAGUCAUAAGUCUCGGGUGAAGGGUUACCUACGGUUGAAGAUGGCCUACCUGCCUAAGAAUGGAGCUCAGGAGGAGGACAGCACUGAGAUAAGGGAGGAAGCAGAGGGUUGGGAUGUAGAUGCUGUGGAUCAUGGCUCACGGAGACCUCAGCAGCUCCUGCCUCCUUUACCUCCAGGCUGGGAGGAGAAGGUGGAUAAUCUCGGCCGGACUUACUACGUCAACCACAACAACCGCACCACGCAGUGGAAAAGACCCAGCGCUGUUGAUGUGGUGUCAGAAACGGAGAACGAUAACCAGCUACGGCAGAUUAAUCAGGAAGCUCACAGAGUGUUCCGCUCCCGCCGCCAUAUCAGCGAGGACCUGGAGAACGAACACCUCGACCCCAGAGACCUCGACGAUUCGUGGGACCCGAUCACUGAAGAGGACCCGACCCUGAUGGGCGAGGCUAUACCCGGCCCCUCCUCCGCCACACCCAUUCACAACCAGUACAGCACUCCGGAGUUUUCCGAGGAAAUCAGCUUGAGGCUGUCGCUCACCCCAGACACCAACGGAGAAAUCCCCGGAACCAGCACGGCCGGGUCACUCCUCUCAUCCAGACUGCGUUCCUCCAGUAUGACCGAUGGCGUCAGUGACCAGGCCCAGCCUCCCCCUCCAAUGCAGAGCUCCCAGUCCAGACGAUCCCGAGCCCAAACGGUCACAGGCGUAGAGGAGCCCAUGUCUCCGUCAGCAGUGUAUGCUGCCACCACUCCAGGCUUACCGCCGGGCUGGGAGGAGAGGAAGGACGCUAAGGGCCGAACAUAUUACGUUAACCACAACAACCGCAGCACCACCUGGACACGGCCCAUUCUACAGCACACUGAAGACGGAGCCAGUUCCUCUGCCGGAGCAACAGGUGGCGUUACCCCCUCCACCCCCUCAACCAGCGGCCAUCUGAGCGAACCCCAGAUGCGGCGUCCCCGUAGCCUCAGUUCCCCCACCGUCACCCUCUCCACCCCCCUAGAGGGAGCCAAUAACAUCCAGCUGCAGCGGGCAGUGAAGGACACACUGUCAAACCCUCAGUCACCUCAGCCCUCACCCUACAGCUCCCCCAAAUCCCAACACAAAACCACACAGAGCUUCUUGCCCCCCGGCUGGGAGAUGAGGAUCGCCCCUAAUGGCAGACCCUUCUUCAUCGACCACAACAGCAGGACCACCACCUGGGAGGAUCCUCGUUUGAAGUACCCUGUUCACAUGAGGACUAAAGGACCACUGGACCCUGGUGACCUCGGCCCACUUCCCCCUGGGUGGGAGGAGCGAGUGCACGCAGAUGGAAGAACCUUUUACAUUGACCACAACACCAAGAACACCCAGUGGGAAGACCCUCGUCUACAGAGUCCUGCCAUCACUGGACCUGCCGUGCCCUACUCCAGAGAGUUCAAGCAGAAGUAUGACUACUUCAGAAAGAAGUUAAAGAAACCGGCUGAUAUUCCUAACCGGUUUGAGAUGAAGCUCCACCGAGGGAAUAUUUUCGAGGAAUCGUACAGGCGGAUAAUGUCUCUGAAGAGGCCGGAUGUGCUGAAGGCUCGUCUAUGGAUCGAGUUUGAGUCAGAGAAGGGGUUAGACUAUGGAGGUGUGGCCAGAGAGUGGUUCUUUCUCCUCUCCAAGGAGAUGUUUAACCCUUAUUAUGGACUGUUUGAGUACUCAGCCACAGAUAACUACACUCUUCAGAUCAACCCCAACUCAGGCCUCUGCAAUGAAGACCAUCUCUCAUACUUCAAGUUCAUUGGCCGGGUAGCAGGCAUGGCUGUUUAUCACGGAAAACUAUUGGAUGGUUUCUUCAUCCGACCCUUCUACAAGAUGAUGCUGGGAAAGCAGAUCACAUUGAAUGACAUGGAGUCGGUGGACAGCGAAUACUACAACUCACUAAAGUGGAUUCUGGAGAACGACCCAAUGGAACUGGAUUUGCGGUUCUGUAUCGAUGAGGAUAAUUUCGGACAGACGUACCAGGUGGAUCUGAAGCCAAGUGGCUCGGAUUUGGUCGUCACCAAUGACAACAAAAAGGAGUACAUCGACUUGGUCAUACAGUGGAGGUUUGUUAACAGGGUCCAGAAACAGAUGAAUGCCUUCAUGGAGGGAUUCACGGAGCUCAUCCUCAUCGACUUAAUCAAAAUCUUUGAUGAGAAUGAGUUGGAGCUGCUGAUGUGUGGUCUGGGGGAUGUAGAUGUUAACGACUGGAGGCAGCACACUGUCUAUAAGAAUGGCUACUGCCCAAAUCACCCGGUCAUUCAGUGGUUCUGGAAGGCUGUGUUAUUGAUGGAUGCUGAGAAGAGGAUUCGUUUGCUACAGUUCGUCACAGGAACGUCCAGAGUGCCCAUGAACGGCUUCGCUGAGCUCUACGGUUCAAAUGGGCCGCAGCUGUUUACCAUCGAGCAGUGGGGGACGCCAGACAAACUGCCCCGCGCUCACACAUGCUUUAACCGACUGGACCUGCCGGCCUAUGAGUCGUUUGAUGACCUGAGGGAGAAGCUGCUGUUGGCAGUGGAGAACGCCCAGGGCUUUGAGGGAGUGGACUAGAGGGAUGGCCACGAAAACAUCCAAUCUGCCAACACAGACUGUACACAACACACACACACACACACACACACACACACACACGCUGCCGUCGUAUGGCCGAACCCAAGCGCCUGAAGCAGCAUAAUCACAACAGUAAUGCAUGUGUCCGUGUGCCGAGGAGCCAGUGUGGACUCGCAUAGAGACGCACAGAGACUUUCAGUAGACGAUAGAGCACUCAGCAGAGUCCUUUAAUACUGCUCUCUCUCUCUCUCUCUCUCUCUCUCUCUCUCUCUCUCUCUCUCUCUCUCUUUCUCUCUCUCUCUUUCUCUGUCUCUUUCUCUCUCUCUCUCUCUCUCUCUCUCUCUCUCUCUCUCUGUCUCUUAUUCUUAUUUUUGGCUCAUGCUGUCUCUUUCUGGUGCUUUC